Eublepharis macularius is the source of this 673-nucleotide messenger RNA. It is a transcript of the gene S100A1, whose product is annotated as S100 calcium binding protein A1. The coding region runs from base 199 to 483 and encodes 94 amino acids. Gene Ontology annotation, molecular function: calcium ion binding. NCBI's taxonomy places the organism in Eukaryota, Metazoa, Chordata, Lepidosauria, Squamata, Eublepharidae. The transcript has 4 exons. The record is from RefSeq and is a predicted model, not a curated record.
AGGGUAUAAAAGGAAAGCGCAAAGAAGUAGGACUCAACUCAGUUGGGGGGACCCCAGGCGGAGAGGGCAAGCCAUCUGAGAUCGAGACAACAGGAGGCAAACUUGAGACUGAGGCAAGGCAGCUGGCGAUACAAACAAGACGAUCCAGGAAUAAGAGGGCAGGUCCAGUUCCUUCGGUGGGCUACUCUUUCCUCAGCAAUGGCAUCACAACUGGAAAGCGCAGUGGAAGGACUCAUUGCCGUCUUCCACAACUACUCGGGCAAGGAGGGUGACAAGUACAAGCUGAACAAAAAGGAGCUGAAGGAGCUACUGCAAACCGAGCUUGGUACUCUUCUGGAGAACCCGAAGGACACGAGCGCCGUAGACAACAUCAUGCAUGACCUGGAUGAGAACGGUGACGGAGAGGUGGACUUCCAGGAGUUUGUGGUCAUGGUGGCGGCCCUGACCGUGGCUUGCAAUGAAUUUUUCUGCGAGGACACCUGAGGAAUUCGAGGAAGGCCACCAGCAGGCCCGAUCUGGGAGUGGCUGAGUCACAGAGCCCCACAUGUACCCCGCCCUCUCCCACCCAGGCCCUCUGCUAGCCCUGCAGCUUUCCCCUCCAGUUCGGCGUAAAGCAAGUACCAUGUUAUCAACCGUUGUGACGGCAAUGCUUAUUAAAGCCACUCUGCCUGCA